Molecule: messenger RNA, 3504 nt
Organism: Kwoniella shivajii
Lineage: Eukaryota; Fungi; Basidiomycota; Tremellomycetes; Tremellales; Cryptococcaceae
Exons: 3
Coding region: 1-3504 (1167 amino acids)
Biological process (GO): intracellular copper ion homeostasis; positive regulation of transcription by RNA polymerase II; intracellular iron ion homeostasis
Cellular component (GO): nucleus
Molecular function (GO): RNA polymerase II cis-regulatory region sequence-specific DNA binding; DNA-binding transcription factor activity, RNA polymerase II-specific; copper ion binding
Source: RefSeq, a predicted model, not a curated record
AUGGUUUUAAUCAAUGAGAAGAAAUACGCUUGUGACAAAUGCAUCAAAGGACAUCGAGUCACUGGCUGCACUCAUACGGAUCGACCUUUAUAUGAAAUCAAGAAAAAGGGUCGACCAACCACUCAAUGUUCUUGUUGUAAAGAAAAAAGGAAAUCUACUGGGUCGAGCGUUCAUAACAAAUGCAUAUGCGGUGAUACCAAGAAAUCAUCCACUACAAACAGUACCAUCCCACCUGCCGCUUCACCUUCCACCGCUUCCCAUGUCCAAAUCGAACAGGCUUUAUCCUCCAAUGCAGCAGAACAAAUGGAUGAAUAUGAUGAAUUCGAGCUAGAAACCAGAAAAGGACAACCCGGAUCUAAAGCUACUUUCCCCAGAGGGUUUAAGGAUGUAUUGGAACUUGCAGCAGCGGCGAAUGCUCUGGCUGGAAUGGUCGAGGAGGACAGCGCAUUCAAAGUAGCUGAACGAAGCGUCUCAGCUCUCUUGAAUCCAUGCAAAUGUGAAUCGGGAGGACAAUGCAAAUGCUGUCUCCCCAAAAAGAAAAAUGCAAAUGCCGAUUCUCUCGAUAUUCCUGAUGAUCCUCCUGCUUCUGGAGCCCAUGACAGCUCUUCCUCAGGUUCAAUUAUCCCGCGACCUAUUCCUGCACCCAUCCUGAAUCCAUAUCUCUCCCCAGGAAAUAUGCAUCAUCCAGCUCAUACAUCACCUCAUGUUCACAAGACCAAGUUGUACUCUCCAUACUCUAUCAAUCCCGCUUCUCAAAGUCGUCACGGUCGAAGAGACACGAUCAGUUCGGCAAGAAGUUCGGGUCGAGCUAGUCCUGUGACGAAAUCAUCACGUCCUCCAACUCGGAUCAAACCGUUGACUGAUUUUGGUCGACUGAUCGGAGCUGCCCUCAAUCAAGAUGGGACUCUGAACAAAGAGAUACCUCGUUCAGCUGUUGGACUACCGAGGCUACCAGGAAUCCAAACAUUCGACGUUGCAGCUGAGAAUGGUGGGACAAAGAUCGAGGCGAUGGAAAUGGAACAAGACAUCGAUAUGCCACUUGCAUUCCCUACAAAUGAAGAAGUCGUCAUUGGAGCUUGUUGUUGCGGGGAAGAUUGCGAAUGUCCAGGUUGUGCAACACAUGAUAACAGCGGUGUCCCUGCACGGGAACACGAUCAUGAAGGUGGGAACUCUUGUGGAGAAGGUUGUAAAGGCAGACAUGAUUGUAAUCAUUCUAUUGCUGUUCCAUCCGGAGUCAGAUCUAUAGCUCAACUUAUCUCUUUGGCCGCUUCUCAAGUCCCUCCUCCACCCGAAACCCAACACUAUUCAUCUCUCGAUCCUCAUGAUAUCCGAAUGUUACCUUCUUCAGCUCAAUUAAGCGAAGACGCAGCGAGAACUUUAGGAAUGGUCCAGCUAAAACCAUUAGAAUGCUGUAAUGGAAGAUGUCAGUGUGCAGCCGGACAAUGCACUUGCGAAAAAGAUUGUUGUGGCUGUUGUGUGAGAUGUGCCUGUUCAGAGGAAGAUGAAGAUGCUAGAAUGAACGAGGACGAACACCCACCGCCAAAUGAGAUCGUUCAACCAGCUGCAAAAUCAUCGUGCUGUUCAGGAAAGAAUAGUGUCCCUCAAUUUAACACAGUUCAAACCAAUCCACCAAAUCUAGCUCUCGCCUUACCUGCUCCUAUUCCUGUGCAACCUCCUUCGACUUUACUCUCUCCAGAAAACCCUAGACCCUCUUCCAUACAUUCGCAACAACCUUCACCUGUACAUUCAGGUACGACAACCCCGACACAUCCUGUCAGCGGAGCUGUUCGUCGUGCGACCUCCACAUCAUCCAAAAACCGUCGUGAAAGUCAUGACACCCCUUCAUCUCUGCAUCGUCGUGCAACAGUAACCGGAAAUCCACUUGCCACCACUGGACCAUCGAAGACAACGGCCAAAUCCAUUGCCGCUCAAAAUGUUCAGCUUCACAGAACAAUACUACCUAAACCUACCGCAUCACAUUUAGCCGUAAAAACAUCGAUAAACGGCAAUAAUGAUACUAGACAGUCCUCUCCUGCGGGAAACAACAUUGGUAUCACCUCGGCUGGCCAGACUAGAAGUACUAGUCCGACUGGGGCGGAGAUAAACCGAGAGUUCCCGAACUUUGAUGGUCAGACAUCGGGUUCGCAAGCGCAGAACCUGCCUCUUCCCACCUCUGUGCCGGUCCCGGCCGCACUGCACAUGCCGUCUCCGAUGAAUGCAAUGUUAGGAUCGUACCAGUGGCACCCACAGGCUCAGGAGAGUGGCCCUCAGCCUAUGUUCACUCCUCGACCAGAGGUGCAGAAUGGCCGCUUCCACCAAUACGAAUCGCAUCCUCCCAGUUCUACGCAAGUCCCUGUAUCGAGCGAUCUCGCCACCUCCUCCGAUCAUAAUAUAGAUCCUUGGAAUGCGGCGUUACUUGCAUUCUUACACAACUAUCCGCAAUCCAACUCCACGACGUCGCAAACUUAUCUAGAUGCCACAAACACAAUGAACGACCAAUGGUUUACGCAACCUCCUGGCCUGCAAGCUGCUAGCUCAGGUGAUACAUCACCUGAAUUAGAUCAGCCAAUUGAUAUCGAACAGUUCAUAGCUCAAGCUUUGAUGAACCAGCAAUCACAGCAGCAGGCUCAGCCAAUGCCGGUGCCGGACCCUGAUCUCGUCUCUGCAAACCAGUCUGGACCUUCUCAUACCGACUUCGACCCGGGGUUCAAUGAUUGUCUGCUCAAUUCCUCCCUGUUCACAUACCAAGAUCCUAACGCUUCAACCGAAUCUCAUUCCAUUACACCUCACUUUCCGUCAUCACAGGGAUACAUACCACAACCGCAACCCCUUCUACAAGACGCAAGUUCUGAAACUGGACCACGUUUCAUACCUAUGGUACCUGGUUUAUCUCCAGAUAUAACAUAUUCGCCCAACUGGACAUCUGCAACGGCAAAAGAAGAUAUCGUGCAAGAGGAAAAGCGGAAACUGGAUGAACUGAGAGCCAACGUCGACUCCCGUAUUUCACCACUACAUCAGCCUCCUCAGCAACAACAACAUGCACCGACACAGAGACAAUUCGAAAUCCCAGGUGGAGAUAUAAUCGAUCUCUCCAAACCUUUAGAUGCGAACGCUCUUAGUAAGAUCAUGCAAGCAUUGCAAAAACAUGGUGAACAAUUACCUGCUCAAGCUCCUGACUCCCUCCCUCCUCAAGCUCCUCCACCUCCACCUCCUGCAUCGCAAAUGUCAACUUUGUCAUAUGACCAGUCGAAUCUCAAUGAUAUAUCUACGGCAGGACACGGAGGAAGCACCAAUACGAGUAAUACCACUAAAGAAUUAGAUGAUAUGUUCAAUCAGUUCGUUACACUUGAUGGGAUAUCCUCCAAUCCUCAAUCAAUACAAUCGAUAGACCCACUCCUGGAUACCAGUGGAAACAAUGGUGCAUGGAUCGGAUUACAGGAUAUGGACGGAAUGACAGGUGUCGGUGUGGCAGGUUGGGAAAGAGGUGGUGGAAUGUGGAGUUAG